AUGAAUGUUCAUAAGGGGAGAAUAUUCUCUUCUCUUUGUUUUCGAAUUCCCAGACUGAUAAGCAGUAAAAAAUCGUCCAAAACAUAUGGCGAAGUGAAUUCAGAAUCCAUCACAGCGAGAUGUAGUCUCAGAUUGCCGUAUAAUACGCAUUUAUUAGAUUUUCAGGGCAGUAUUAUUUUAUGGAAACAGCCGAUGUUGAUGCGAUCCCUUCUUGGCAUUAUUACUCGAGAAAUAUUUUUGAUGGGCGGAAGUGGAAAAGGAACAGGAAAAGAAGGUCGAGAGGAAAAGAUAAGUUUCGCAUUUGUAGAGAGAAUAAAUAAAUGA
Messenger RNA from Clunio marinus, 324 nucleotides. The record is from the annotation of a GenBank genome assembly. NCBI's taxonomy places the organism in Eukaryota, Metazoa, Arthropoda, Insecta, Diptera, Chironomidae.